This is a messenger RNA of Spea bombifrons (plains spadefoot toad), 1346 nucleotides long. It is a transcript of the gene UBE3D, whose product is annotated as ubiquitin protein ligase E3D. Bases 100 to 1251 code for a protein of 383 amino acids. Gene Ontology annotation, cellular component: ubiquitin ligase complex; nucleus; cytosol. Gene Ontology annotation, molecular function: cyclin binding; ubiquitin conjugating enzyme binding; ubiquitin protein ligase activity. Gene Ontology annotation, biological process: protein monoubiquitination; proteasome-mediated ubiquitin-dependent protein catabolic process; protein polyubiquitination. NCBI's taxonomy places the organism in Eukaryota, Metazoa, Chordata, Amphibia, Anura, Pelobatidae. The record is from RefSeq and is a predicted model, not a curated record. The transcript is spliced from 10 exons.
GCUGUCCGUGACUGGCGCUGCUUCCUGCCGGAGACCGAAGCACCACGCACCGGGGGCAUUAUUUGAAAGCUAACCGCUAGGAGCAUUAGCCUUACAAGCAUGGGGCCCACGCUGCGUCUGGAGAUCAGGAAAACCAUGCAGAAUGCUGUUCUGAUACUGGGCGGCUUUGAAGACAAAGACUUUCCUGUUGAUGUUUCAGUGUGCCCAUCAUCUUUACAAAUAGAGACUCCUGAUGGCUGUGAGACACUCAGUCUUCCUCCAGAGAUUAAGCUGGUCCCUUCCUCCUGCCGAUACGUACAGCAUGUUGCAGGUGAAGGACUUCAUAUUCGGCUGCAAGUACACGCUUCCCGGGAUACAGAAACUUCUCCAUCCCUGAAAGAAAUCCUGGGGAUUCAGAGGAGAUAUACAUUUGAGUGCCAGGCAUGUGGCGAGCCCAUAAUUCGAGACCAGCAGUUCCUUAGAGUCCUCCCAUUACCAAGUGAAAACUGGAGCUCCCUGGUUGAAGAAUGGUGCUGCCAUCCCGAUCCCUUUGCCAAUCGAAGUUGUCUGCCCAAGGUUAACGACUGCUUUCUAGGAGAGACUUUCUUUUUGGUGAACAGAGCAAAUCUUCUAGACCACCCUGGAGAAACUAAUGAGAAGUCAUCUGUUCCUCAUUCUGCUGAUGGUAAUGUCUCGAAAUCAACUGAAAAUACCAAAGUCUUUUGCAAGCGUUGCAAAGUAAUACUGGGAGAGACAUUGUCAUCGGAUGCUUUGAAGUAUUUUAUCACAGAAGUCAUGGUCCGACCAUCUUGUGAGAAAUUUAAAACUAUGUCCAGGACCCGCUUUGUAGAAAGCACUGUUGUCCAACUUCUGAUGGAAUUAUCUGCUUCUAAGAGCACUUUCAGGUACUGCAUCCAAGGACAAGAUGGCAAACUCUUUCUUCUGCUUUGGCUUUUGAAUGUUGACACAUUGCUGGUGGAAUCGAGGACAAGAACAGGCGGCGUAAACUGCCUUUUCUCUGAAGAUACCUGCUUUCCCUCUUCAAGUUCACUAGACGUCAGUAAUGUUGUAAGGGUGCUAUAUUCUUCCCCCACAGAAAGUAACCACAACGAGCUUGUGGAUAAAUGGAUGAACCAAACUGGAGCUCACACACUAAUAUUUCCGUCCAAGACAUGCUUGGAACUUCUGCUGCUCCUGUCUCUCAACAAUGCAGCCUUGCCACAUUCCCUGCGAUCCAUGAAUAAUUGGCAGGUAGCAUAUUUGAAGAUAUGAAGAAUUUUUAAGGUUACCAGUGAAAACAAGCACAAUUGUGAUGGACCCUGGAGAAAGAUUACGCUCAUAAACUCCACAUAUCCCAAAUGUCCAUC